Molecule: messenger RNA, 967 nt
Organism: Batrachochytrium dendrobatidis JAM81
Lineage: Eukaryota; Fungi; Chytridiomycota; Chytridiomycetes; Rhizophydiales
Exons: 2
Coding region: 7-939 (310 amino acids)
Biological process (GO): mitochondrial phosphate ion transmembrane transport
Cellular component (GO): mitochondrial inner membrane
Molecular function (GO): phosphate transmembrane transporter activity
Source: RefSeq, a predicted model, not a curated record
CUUGCCAUGACUACUCCUAAGUGGGAUGCUCGAUUCUCUGGUUCAGUUCCUCAUGAUACAAGCUACUAUACAAAGUGCAUGCUUGGAGGUGUUCUUGCCUGUGGAUUAACCCACACUGCCAUCACUCCUCUGGAUGUCACCAAAUGCAAUAUGCAGGUCGACCCCCAAAAGUACAAGGGAUUGGUCUCUGGUCUUCGUACCAUUGUAGCCGAGGAAGGUGUUACUGCCGUGAUGAAGGGUUGGUUCCCAACCUUGCUUGGCUACUCUGCUCAGGGUAUGUUCAAGUAUGGUCUAUAUGAAAUAUUCAAGGAUCAGUACUCUACAAUGGCUGGUGAAAAGAACGCUCAAGAGUACAAAGGAUUGAUCUGGUGUGCAGCUUCUGCUUCUGCCGAGUUCUUUGCCGAUAUGGCUCUCUGCCCUCUUGAGAUGGUCAAGGUCAAGGUCCAAACCUCUGUCCCAGGCACUUUCCCCACUGGCUUUUUCCCCGCUGUCUCUGCUAUGAGUGCUGCUCGUGCAGAAACCAAGUUCCCCUAUGGCUCGCUUGUUCCCCUCUGGUCUCGUCAGAUUCCCUAUACUGUUGCCAAGUUCUUUUUCUUUGAAAAGAUUGUUCAGCUGUUCUACACCAAGGUCUUUACUAAUCCCAAGGACUCAUACUCCAAAAGCACUCAGCUCGGUAUUACUUUUGCUUCUGGUUACUCUGCUGGUGUGAUCUGUGCUAUCGUGUCGCAUCCUGCCGAUACUCUCGUGUCGCUCAUGUCUAAGCCUGCCAACAAGGGAAAAUCUCUUGGUUCCAUUGCCAGUGAAUUUGGCUACCUCAACUGCGCUACCAAGGGUCUUGGUACUCGUGUGAUUAUGAUUGGUACCCUCACUGGUCUCCAGUGGUGGAUCUACGACACCUUCAAGUCUGUUAUGGGUCUUGGCACCUCGGGUGGCAAAUAAACAUUUAUUUUCUAGGUUGGUCUCUUUU